This is a messenger RNA of Dermacentor silvarum, 6991 nucleotides long. RefSeq lists its product as uncharacterized. NCBI's taxonomy places the organism in Eukaryota, Metazoa, Arthropoda, Arachnida, Ixodida, Ixodidae. Bases 421 to 2100 code for a protein of 559 amino acids. The transcript has a single exon. The record is from RefSeq and is a predicted model, not a curated record.
CUCGCCUGCCCUGCUCUGCGCUCCCCCGCCGCGAGCGGUACCACGCAGCGGUCACGAAAGCGUCUCAGCCGCACGACGCCGUCGACCGACGAGGAAGCCCGAAAGUUCGGCGACGGUUGGUCUCUAGUCGUGUGUCAACGAGUGCAGGGCACCUAGUGCACCUUUGUGUGAGCACCUAGUGUCACUUCAUCAUCGUUCCGUGUGUCAUCUGCGUUCUAUUUGGAUUACUGUGCGUAGGCGAACCUUCGCAGUGAUUGCGCCGUGCAAGGCUGGACCGGAACAAGGGUUCGUCGGCGACUGCCCUCCAUGGAUUAUCGAGACGUCCGUGAGGGUGUGUGCGCGCCACCGUCGUGACGCUUUGCGCCGCAAGGCGCGUUGCGGCGUUUUCAAAGUUCGACGCGUACCGCUCGUGCAUCGACGAUGGCCCACAACGCUUCGACAACGCCAAUCUGCCGCUGCCGGGUCCUAUACCUAGGUUCGGCCGUCCCUCACAUCACCAAGGAUGGCCUUCAGGGCAUUCAGGAGCCCUUGCGCGAGCUCUACCCGGAUCAGGGGCCUGUUUCUGCUCGGGGCAUUGACUCGUGGCUCAGCGUGUGGAGCAACGGACUCCUUCUGGAGAACGUUGAUGAAUCACUACGUCAGCACGUGCGGUUCUUCCCUAUCGAAACGCUGCAUUACUGUGCAGCCGUGCGCCAUGUCGUGGUGCCGGGUUCGAGCGGCUCCGAACGCGUGGAGAAGUUCCUGCCACUGGACAGUCCGUUUGCGAGGCACGCAGGACCACAGCAACCGCCGUUGUUCGCGUGCAUAUUGAGGAGGACCACGGGAAUCAAGGUGCUCGAGUGCCACGCAUUUAUCUGCAAGAAGGAGGCCGCUGCCAACGCUCUCGUACGUUGCUGCUUCCACGCGUACGCAGACUGUACGUACGCCAAGCAGUUGGAAGAGAAUCCUUACGCGCUAGACGGGCCGCCGCGGCGAGCUCAGUCUGUAGUCGGCCUGGACACCGUGCAGAAGGUCGAAGCAUGGCGUCAUCAGCAGGCCGACCCUUCCACCAGCAACGGCGUGCCGCACGCAAACGGUGGUUCCAUCUUGCUCGACGACGACACGGAAGACGACGAAGGAAACUACAAAGUCUGGACUGGGCCCGCUCCCAGAGAGCUCGUCUACAUGGACACCAGCGGAACACUUAGGAGCGUCCAGUCAACGGCCACUGGGCUCAACAAGUCGUCUCGGCCCCGGCAGCUCGCCAUCCCGUCUCGACCACCGCCGCCACCGUUGCCACCACUUCCGCCUCCCGGCACGAGCAAGAUGAACGGUCAUAAGGAGAGCUCAAAGUCAAAGAAGAAAUCCAAGUCCAAGUCCUCGUCGAAUUCCUCCCCACAGCAGCAGCAGCAGCAGCAGCAGCAGCAGCAGCAGCAGCAGCUCCCACCCAUGCCACCUCCGCCUCACCUUAACGGGUACAGCGUCAUAUCGGGCUACAGCGGCAGCCACCCGCCGCCUCCCAUGAUGAUCCACUCGGAGCGAAUGCGCAGGCCUCCCGAGAGACCCAUGCUGUACAGCGCCGAGGAGCCCACGUACAUACCUGCUGUGCGAGCCAUGAGCCCGACCGCUUCAUACCAGCCAGGCAUGUAUCCACACGAGCAGUACUUCAUGCAGAACUAUAGCACGGCACCGCGGCCUCACGGAGGCAAGCACAGGGGAAAUGGCGAGCACCCGUCUUCAUCGAAGCCCGGCAAGGAGCACCGGCGCAGCAACGGCCACCAUGAUGACUCGGGGGGAGGGGACACCGACUCUCCAUUCAACACGGGCAUCUAUCGCAGGAAAGGCCACCUAAACGAGCGCGCCUUUUCCUACUCCAUCCGGCAAGAACACCGAUCGAGGUCCAACAGCUUGGCCAACCUGCAUUUUCUGAAUGGCGGACCCGAAGGCAACGGUGAUCCUGGACCUUCCGGUAUGGACAAGAAGGAUAGGGAGCUCGCUCAGCUCGUAGGCGAUCUGGACUUAAGGGACAAUGGUGGCUACGGAGGCCCGUCUCACAGGCCAGUCACGCCGGACACAAACUUUACCAGAAAGAAGGCCUCGUCCAAGAACUACGCUUGGUAAAAAAUAAAGAAAAGUGGGACAAUUGUGUUGGAGUUCCACAUCAAGGCACGUUCUCCAUCCACUCCUCAUGGAAGAUUUGUGGACUGCGCACUCAAUCGACGCAGAUCCUGGUGCACUACUGCUGGAUGGAUGCCAUGAUAAGCAACCGCUCGGUGCUUGUGUGCGAAGUGCCACUGUGUCCUCAGCGUGUGCGUUUUUUUCUUCGCUUGUUGUGCUUUUGUGUGACGUACUUUACCUGACAGAGUAGCACCGACGCCGGCUAAACGCACAGAGGUGUGCCGAAAUGGAUAUACGCACUAUCGGUGGAUUGCGCCGCCCAGCCUUAAGGUGCCCAGGUGAUUAGAUUCAUCGCUGGUGAUCCUUCCUGUGGUACUGCCCACGGAUUCUGCUGACUUGUUCCCCGGCUACGAAUCGGCCAAGCCACAGGCUUAACAUAAUGCGCUGUUUUUUAAUCACAGUUGCUUUAUUUCUGUGCCGCAAACAAAAUUCUGGUUCACUUGAAGGCGUCGCGAAUCUUGAAGACUGAGGAACACUUCGUUGAGCUUUUGUUAUAUUGUAACAUCCGACAGCCUGUUUUGUUCGUGUGUGUCUGGCCAACUGACCGACUUUCUAAUACUGUGUGGAUGUGCUAGUGAUUCAUGAAAUAACCCUGAAAAAUAGUAAGACACUUCCUUGAAACCAGACUGGUCACAUUUCCUGACGCGUUAUUCAGGGAACCAAGCAACUGCUGUGAGCUAGAUGGACCUUCGAGCGCAUUGGCUGUUCAUCGAUUACUGAAUGUUCGAGCUCGGAAGUGUAGGCUGAAUACCUAACAGUCAUUGAUAACGUAGCCAUUGUUUGAAGGUGAUCAUAAUUGCUUUUUUGCGUUUUAUUUUCUUUGCCAUCGAACGCAUAGGAACGAACAGAAAGACGCCGUGAACAAUCUUAACGUCUUAUUUCCGCCAGGAAACAAUUAGAAUACAGUUGUCAUCUGCAGUCCCACUGUAGUCGCGCCGACUGAUUUCGUAGUGAUUCUGAGCUAGCAUUGAGAGCUUCGCUCAAAGCUCACAUGAUCGCUUACAAAUUGAUUGCGAUUUCAUCUGAUCAAGGUCGAUCGCUAGUCAUUGGUGGAAUGGCCCAGCUAGCACUUCAUUGAGAAUGAUUCGUUGUGAAAGAAGAAAUGUGCAGCAUAUUGACUGCUGAAGAGAUAGCUUGACUCUUAGAUGUCCUGAGAUCUAAGAGUGCUCUCGGUGUGAUGGCAACGAAGAGUCAUGUGAAUGCGUACGCCUGAUUCAGGAGGAGCUGGCUAAGUUGAGACGAGAACAGAAACGUUGUAUAGAAGAUCGACUGAACUGACGUCAUGCGCGCUUAGAGAGGGGUUGUGACAUGCAGCCAUUUUGUUGGCUACUUUUCUGCAACAUGUAGCAUUGUAGAAAUUUAGCAAUGGAUUAAUACUUAUCGACACAUGUACUAGUUUUAUUUCGAAAGUAAGAUUGCUAUCAAUCUGUUUUCGAUGGUGCGUGUCAUUGCCGUGAUCCCAAAACUCUGCAUUAGAGCUAAUAAGUAUUACAGUAAUGCAUCAUACUUCAAUGGCGCAUUGGCUUUCGUUGUCGAUUCAUAUUCCGAAGAAAUCCACAAUAACUUUUUGUCUUGAGACGUUAUAAUAACUAAGCUGGAUAGAAACACGAACAUGAACAGUUUCUCAGCAAUGCAUGACUGUUAAUUUACAGGAAUUAUGAAAUUCAAAUAAUAUGCCACUGCUUUCUUCUCGAGCUAACUUUUCAAGGUUCACAAUCGAGAAUUUUCAGUUAUGUGGACAGCAGCUAAGCUGAGUACUGCCUAGCCUUGCCAAAAAAAAAAAGAAAGAAAGAAAGAAAGAAAGAAAGAAAGAAAGAGCGCUCGAUGGCUGUAUUCGCGAACUGUCAUUUUCCUGUCCACUGCUUCGAACUCUUACGUCGCCAUUCUGGGCAAUUGCACUGCGGCUUGCGAAUUUUAAAGAACAUUUCAAGAACUAGGAGCAUGACAUGUGAUUCGCCAAGUGAUUUUAACGCUGCAUUGACGAUGUACUUCAUGACAUGCUUACUUAUUAGAAAAUCUGGAAGCUUUCGACGCCACGCAGGGACAACGCAUUUCAAGGAAAUGCGCCGAAGCAUCUACGGCUGACGCACGUUAGGAAACUUAAGACAGGCGACAGAACUAUUAAAAAAGACAGAGGUUGUAACUCUUAAACAAGCUUUGCUGGUACCAGCUGAAAUGUGCGGAAACAGCAAAUCAGGCAUACCAUUUCAGAAGCUUUUCGAAUGAAAGAACUGUUUGUCAAUGGCUGGGCGCCCUCGCGAAUAAUUUAUGCGGUGUUACAAUAGGCCGACGGCGACAAUUUACGAAGUCCUGGAGCAUACUAAAAGCUUCGCGAAUAUGGACCCUACAUUAUAAUUAAUUUUAACCCUGACUGCCAUUAUAGUCAUUAUUCGGCACUGCAUGAAGCAUGCCCGUGGCAUGGUGGAGCUGACCUCCACACAAGCCACUGCGACCGACAAUAUUCUGUUUUCUUCAUUACUUUUCAAACAUUUCCCGAAUUUCCUGCUUCUAAGGACGUUUGCAUCCGCAAGCUUACAGAUUUGUGGCUCCAGAACGCGUUUCCGCUCUCCGUCCCACCAGCUCAAGGGCACUUUUAUUAGCUUUUCUUUCUUUCACGUUGCUAAUUUUACUCUUGGGUGCAACGCUCGAAAGCGCGGAUCCGUUUGAAAAUACGUGAGCCGGCCAUAAAACUUGGAAGAUAAAGAUUACGAGGUCGGCCCGAAAGAUAGAGCUUUUGCCAAGCUUCUACCGGUUUUCGCACUAAAAUAACCUUCAGCUCUAUGGGCUUAAGGCCAGAAGGAGCCUGCGCAAGCGUUUUUUACAACGGGUGACCCACACCAUGGAAUGCUAUAAUGCCCGUAGUUUGAACAUAGGAAAGCUCAAUUUUGCUCAGGCUACAGCUUGUACUUAAAGCGAAUGUUCACAGUUAUGGCUGCAGUGCUGAACGAACAGUGCGUCUUCACACUGCUCGUCUAGCGACGAAACGCGUUACUUGGCGGGUUCUGAAAUUACUACUACUCAGGAACGAUAUAUACUUCCAAAAUUAAACGACCACGUCAUUAUCAAACUGUGUAGCAAAAUACGGCAAACUCACUAGAGUGUAUCGCAUUUUUGCCAGGCCUCGAGAGAAUGGCACCGAAGAGCUCAAGACUACAUCUCGUAAUGUCGGUGAUUGUAACCUUAUGGACAGGUUUCAGCGAUUCAUUCGGUAAUAAACGCUGCUGCUUACUUAAUGACUGAAUGCUUUCGUAUAGCGUGCUGGGUACUUCGAUUGUAAAUCCGCAGAAGGCAUUGCACAUGUUGUGGUCUUUUCUUACCGAGCUGAUGGCGUAAAUUGAAAAUGCAUGCCGCUUAACCAUUGAAGCAGGUCUUUCAUUGAGCACUUUACGUAGGCUGGUUGUGUUUGUUUGCCGAAGUUACGACGGAGAAAUUGUACUUUUUUUUUGUCCAGCCACUGAGGCACAGCAGCUUCUAACGCGUCAUUAUGCGAAACAUACCCCGACAGUAAGUCGGUCCGGAAGGCUCCAGGUUUAAACACGCAUUGUCAUUUAUUGCAUUUUUUUAGGUGGUUAUGCUUGCGCUAGCAUGCAGUGAGCUAGAACAUUGGAUGCCGUUAUAGAACUCCGUGCUUUAGGUGUCUUAGCUCGCCAUGCUCUAUUUAAAAUGAAGGAAGGUGUGCUUGUUAAGAUGCAAAGUUAUGAUUCCUUUUGGACUGCUGUGAACAUUGCGUCUAAGCAUGGCCACCUGCUAUUAAUUUCAAUGGGAUUCAACGCAGCAGGUUCCUUUAAUAUGCUGCGUUACCUCUAUCUCUAGAGGGUAAACAACUCUCAUACUAAUCGAAAACGAUUCGAGAGCUGCUGUCUUGAUACAACAGUUCUCGCUAAUCCCUUGCUUGUUACGCGCGACGUAAAAAGUACAAACAAAAUUAAAAUUUGCAGCAAAGUGAUAUUCGGUUGUCGUCAUGAAUUUCGUAAAAUAAACAGAAUUAGCGACACAGAGAGCUGGGCAAAAUUCGUUGUUUUUAUUGGUAAUCUUUCCCGAAAUUACCAUUGAAUUUCUUUAGAUGCCCAGAUUGUUUCACAAAGCAUGAGUGACGAUCGGUGCUUUCAUUGCAAUUGCACGGGUAAACACCUGAUCUGACUGGCAGUCUUUCAUUAAACUAUAGGUUGUUUUCUUGAGAAAAUUGUAGCUUCAGAUGAAGCAGUUUCAUGAAAAUCACGAAACUGUUCCAGAAGUGCCAUCCCUGCCCAUUUUGUGUUUCGAGGAGCUUGAAGAUGUCCUUUAUCAGAAUUGCUUCUAGCGCUACUAGAUAUGCAUAAAUUUCAAGGGACGGUCAUUGCACAUUCAAGGAAAUGUACUAGUAAAACACAUUUUUGUGUCUUGAUGUUGAACCUUUGAAGUUCUCAUGGAGUCCGCUCUGUCAUCUACCUUUUUCCUUGAACAUUGUUGAUGGAACUGUGUUUCUUUGUUGUUUGCAUGUCGUCAUAAGGCGGCCAUGAAGUUUCUUAACGGUAAUAUUGUACGAGCAAAAAAUGUGGGACAUAUGGUAAGAAAAGUUCCGAAAACCGAAUGAGUGCUCUCGCAGCUCGAAAUACGAGUGAUAGUUUAGUUGUGGAUAGAAAACGAUGGACAAAAAUUUUGGGCUACUGAACAUUCCCCCACGGGGAAAAUGUGGGAAAAGUUGUGCGAAGUUUGAACGGCUUGUUCUUUCUGCUUUUCGUUGUUGUGUUGACGAUGCAUCGACUUGUACAGCCCGAGCAAGACCUUUUUGUGCAAGAAUGUCCUGCUCUGUUGUUAUGCCGAAAUAAAACUGACAGUUCCUGGUCAAAAAGAA